ACAAAUUUAGUCGUAACUUUCUCAUUUUCCAACCGAUUUUCACAAGGCUUUUGCCAACGCCAAAGCGUAUGCUAUUGUUUAUGCUAUAUACACAUGGAAUGGACUUACAGUUCUCUUGUUAUAAUCGUACGACGUUACACGUAUAUGCAGCACAUUGUGGCGUUAUUCUUCUAGUAUUUGGGUUUUGUUGCCGUACACAUAGAAUGCGCUGACGACUUUGACCUCCCUAGCUUAGCUUCGCCGUCGGCAUGGAGCUCAAAAUGGGCGUAUCGUAUCUACCUUCCUAUAACUGUGGGCUCCAAGACGACAAGAACAAAAGCUCGAAGAGGACGACGACAAAUCCGCAAACAUGUUGAAAAAUGUGGUCAGGGAGCGACUAAAUGAGGCCGCCGACGACAUCUGCGGCCUGUUUGAAAGAACGAUAGCGUCAUACGAGGAGGAACUUUGUCGAGCAAGAGAAGAGAACGAAAAACAACGACGACAACUGGAAGCUGCUGCCCGGGCUAACCCGAUGGUGUGGCACAUGCCAGGCGUCCAGCGGAUGAUCGGUUGUCCGCAAGAACUUGGCCCUCAGCCGCAGGGGGGGACCACCAGUUUUGAGCGGAAGCACCCACAGCCGACCUACGUCAGAGAAAAAGAGGAGAAUACACUCCCCAUUGUCCCUGUCAAGGAGGAAGAGGAAGAGGCUGAUGUCAGUAAAUUGCCACUGACCGUUGUUGUUGUCGGGAAGAGCGAAGACAGCGAAGACGAACCACCCGAGACGUCACAGCAUAGCUGUCACAGUCCAAGUUGUGCAGGACCGCCACCGGACAACCUCUUGGCGACACUAUCACAUAACGAAGACAUGGAAGAAUCUUUGAGGAGCUACGCAGACUGCCAAGGGGACGACAACCGGUCGGAACGCUUGGAAAAGGAGACGCCGGGCAGGCGACGUCACACGGGUGUCAAACCUUUUAGCUGCCCGGUUUGCGCUAAAAGAUUUAUUCGGAAGGAUUAUGUGAUCACACACAUGUGGACACACACGGGAGAAAAACGUUGCAGUUGCUCGCUUUGCGGUAAAAGUUUUACUUGUCAGCACAAUUUGAACAUACACAUGAGAACGCACACGGGAGAAAAACCUUACGCGUGUUCGGUGUGCGGCGAGAAAUUCCGUCACAGGGUCUCUUUGAUUGCGCAUACGGCAACGCACACUGGGGAAAAACCUUUUGCGUGCUCCGUUUGCGGCGAAAAGUAUUCGUACAAGUUCACGUUGACGGAGCACAUGCGGACGCACACGGGAGAGAAGCCUUACAGUUGCUCGGAGUGCGGCCAAAGAUUCUCUCGAAAAGAACAUUUGAGCAGCCACAGGAGAGCACACACCAACGAGAAACCCUUUAGCUGCUCAGUUUGCGCUAAAAGGUUUGUCAAAAAGUCCAACAUGGAAUUACACAUGAGGACGCACACGGGCGAGAAACGCUUCACUUGCCCAGUUUGUGGUAAAAAGUGUACUCAAAAGUCGCAGAUGACGUCACACAUGAGAACGCACACGGGAGAAAAACCUUUUGCGUGUUCGAUUUGUGGCGAUAAAUUUACUCACAAGGUCACUUUGAUUACACACACAGCAAAACACACGGGAGAAAAACCUUUCAUUUGUGCACUGUGUAACCAAAGCUUUUCUUCCAAGUAUUAUUUGAAUGUACACUUGCGGACACACAACGGACAAUAAACACUUCUGUGGGAAAUUAUGAUUUAACCAUUGAACACAUUUUUCAUCAAAACAUUUUUUCACCUUACCCCCAUUCAAAACUCUAAAAGUGCUACAUGCAUUUUCCCAGAAAAUUCUAAAGUUUAAAAAAAUUUUUUUUGGGCUGAUUUUUAUUUAUAUUUUUUGACGGGGGGGUCGAAUGGAUCCUGAUUUGGAUUAAGGCUUCAUAGUGACGUAAGAAAAAAUUAGGCUUUGACUUUUUUCCCCACCUCAUGUGACAGGACAGUGAUUAAUUUAAAAACUUGAAUCGUUGGAUUGCAGAAAAAGCUCAAAGGAAAAUUUUUGCGCCGAGCUGCUCACACAACUCAGUCGUUAGCCAGUUAACAGCCAAUCAACUCUACACUCUCAUUCGUCGACACCCACGUCACUCACCAUGCCCGGACCGGCCUCUUAAAGCCAUACAGCCUCAAACUCACAGUUACUGAAGCAGAACUGGAGGACAAAUAAUACCUGCACCUCACAUGUACAUGUAAUUUUGUUUAGUAAUGCAAAAUCAAUUUGUAUCUGAUUAAUUGAUGGGAUAGUCGUUAGAAUACUUGAGUCUAAAAAUAUUCGAUAGCUGCAGCCCUCGUUACAGUUUUAAAUGGUGAUUUCGUUUAUUAAGGAAAAAAGUUUUUCAAAGUUAUGUGGCCCUGUGUGGAAAAAGUAAUUACCCCUUUGUGAAAUCAUAAAUGAAUUGUGGCUAAUCUCAAUUUUUAGUUAAUUUUCACUGAUCACACCCAAGCCUGAUUACCUCCAGACCUGUUCAAUCACUAAAUUACUUAAACAGAAUGUGUACUGACAAAAUCAAGUCUGACGAUAGCGCUAAAAAAGCAGCAACAAAAUAAAACGUUCCAAAUAAAUUCCAGAACAGUGAAGAAGUAAAGUAAUUGAGAUCUAUAAGUCUGGAAAGGGUUACAAAAUCCAUUUCUAAAGCUAUAGGAUUCCAGCGAACCAUAGGGCGAGCCAUUAUCCUCACAUGGAUAAAUUAUGGAACAUUGGUGAACCUUCCCAGGAGUGGCCGGCCUACAAAGAUUACCCCAAGAGAACAGCAAUGACUCAUCCAGGAGGCCACAAAGGAACUCAGGACAACUUCUUAACAACUGCAGGCCUCACUUGCCUCAGUUAAGUUCAGUGUUCAUGACACAACAAUGAGGAAAACACUGGGCGAAAAUGGGAUCCAUGGCAGAGUUCCAAGGCAAAAACCACUGCUGACCAAAAAGAACAUAAAGGCUUGUCUUAGUUAAGCAAAAAAAAAUAAAACCAACAACAUCCGAAUAAUUCCUAAGACUUUUGUGAGAAUAUUAUAUGGACUGACGAGAUUAAAGUUUGAGCUUUUUGGAAGGUGUAUGUUUUGUUACAUCUGGCGUAAAUGUAGCACAGCAUUUCAGACAAAGAACAUCAUACCAACAGUCAAACAUGGUGGUGGUAAUGUGAUGGUCUCUGGCUGGUUUGCUCCUUCAGGACCUGGACAACUUGCUGUCGUUGAUGGAACCCUGAAUUCUGCUCUUCAACGGAAAAUCCUGAAGGAGAAUGUUCAGCCAUCAGUUUGUGAACUCAAGCAGAAUCGCACUAGGGUUCUGCAGGAGGAUAAUUAUUCAAAACACACCAGCAAGUCAACUUGUGAAUGGGUUAAAAAAAAAAAAAACCAAAAUAACAUUUUUGGAGUGGCUUAGUCGAAGUACGGACUUGAAUCCGGUUGAAAUGCAGUGGUAUGACCUUAAAAGGCUGUUCAUCAGAAUCGUCUUUAUUUGCCAAGUAUGUCCAAAAACACACACAACGAAAUUUGUCUCCGCUCUAGUAUGACAACAGACAGUCAAUUGACAGAACACUUUUGAGACAUAAAGACAUUGAGAAAAACAGUCAAUGAGCAAUAAAGGGUUGCUAGUUAUCUGGUAAUGCCGGUACAAUUAUUAUUAUUAUUUUUGGGGAUAGUUCUGCAAAAAGAUGCAGAGUCCUCUAGCACUUAGAGCAGUUCGAAUGACUAAUAUUGCAAUAUGCAAAAUGACCAUUGUGCAAAGGGCACAUGAUCGAAAACCCCUCAUUUUUGCUGAAUUCAAACAACUGUGCAAGGAAGAGUGGGCCAAAAUAUCUCCACAGAAAUGUGAAAGACUCAUUGUCGGUUCGAGAAAACGCUUGAUUUCAGUUGUUGCUGGUGAGGAUGGCUCAGCCAGUUGCCGUUACUUUUUCACGCAGGACUAGAUAAACUUGAAUAGCUUUUUUUUAAAUUACUAUUUAAAAACAGCAUUUUUAGUUCACUUGGGUUAUAUUUGUCUGAUAUUUACAUUUGUUUGAUGAUCUUAAAGUGGGGAAACGAUGCACAAAUAUAAGAAUUUGAGAAGGGGGGGCGGGGCAAUACAUUUUCACAGCACUGUAUUUCACUUGACGGUCAGCAUGAUCUCUAGUUCUGUCUGUUGAUCCUUUCAAAUCUCUCCAAAUGUCUUGGACGUCAAAGGUUCACAACCUUCAUUAUGUUAUUGGCCAGUUAUUACGUUAUAGGCCUAUUAUAUUUGAAUAAGGGCACAUUUAUUACGUUUUGGGCUGUUAUUAUAUGGGAUUCUACACACCCAAUCAUGACUGUUAACCAAAUUAACCCUUCCCCCCAAAUUUAUGAAAAACAAACCAAAAAAACAACAACAAAUCACAUGUACAUAAGUGUUCAUACUUAACCUUUACCAUGAAGCUAAAAAUUGAGCUCAGGCGCUGAUUCAGUUUCUGCUGAUCAUCCUGGAGAUCAUGUUUUUACUGAAAACAAAGUACUUAAUUUCCCCCAGAUAAUCUCUUUUAUGUUUUCAGUGUUGGUUCUAGGAUUUUGAGAGCGGUGUGAUUCUUUUUUUCCAUUUUUGAAGUGGUGUAACUAUUUCCCGUGAGCGCUGUCGAAGCAUUUCCUCGCAGCAGGUCAGAUUGGUGAGUUCAUUUUUUUUUGACGUGGGUGCAACGCACAUCCCACAAAUGUAUCUUCCUGCCUUAGGGGUCUGAAUGGAAAAUAAGCUUUCCAACAGUAUGAAAUGUAAUGACGGGAAGCAUCGCUACAACACAGAAAUA
This is a messenger RNA of Phycodurus eques (leafy seadragon), 4768 nucleotides long. RefSeq names its product zinc finger protein OZF-like. Gene Ontology annotation, biological process: regulation of transcription by RNA polymerase II. Lineage: Eukaryota; Metazoa; Chordata; Actinopteri; Syngnathiformes; Syngnathidae. The transcript is spliced from 2 exons. Bases 350 to 1705 code for a protein of 451 amino acids. Gene Ontology annotation, molecular function: RNA polymerase II cis-regulatory region sequence-specific DNA binding; DNA-binding transcription factor activity; zinc ion binding. The record is from RefSeq and is a predicted model, not a curated record.